Messenger RNA from Melanotaenia boesemani (Boeseman's rainbowfish), 1703 nucleotides. RefSeq names its product zgc:103559. Lineage: Eukaryota; Metazoa; Chordata; Actinopteri; Atheriniformes; Melanotaeniidae. The transcript has 11 exons. Gene Ontology annotation, biological process: purine nucleobase catabolic process; allantoin catabolic process. Gene Ontology annotation, molecular function: zinc ion binding; allantoinase activity; cobalt ion binding. Bases 279 to 1661 code for a protein of 460 amino acids. Gene Ontology annotation, cellular component: cytoplasm. The record is from RefSeq and is a predicted model, not a curated record.
AUUUAUUUAUUUUUAACACUUGAUAACACCUAAAGCGUUUCCUCACGUCACAGCCAUAGUAAAACCCUGGAGCACUGUCACACUGCUGCGCAUGAUUAGAUUGAAAUUCCAGCACGUUGGAAGGCAUAAAAAAAAAGUCAACAAAUGGUUAUCCUUUGACCCUUGAAGCAGGAGGUGGUGCCUCAGCUCCCAGCCACUGAACAGCCAGGAAUAUAUCUGUAGUGAAGCGGCAGAGUUCAGUGUGUCUGUUGUGCUCAUUAACACUAAAAAAAAGAGAAAUGGAGCUGGGAUCACUGGUUAGCGUCGUUAGGAGUGAGAGGGUACUGGUUGGUGAUGAAGUGCGUCCUGCUGUCAUAGUAAUAAAGGAUGGAAAGAUACACCAGAUACUCUCUACCAGCAGCUUUACUGAGCAUGUUGGCUGUAAGUUCGUGGAUGUGGGUGACAGUGUGGUGAUGCCAGGCAUCGUAGAUUGUCAUGUUCAUGUGAAUGAACCGGGUCGCACCACCUGGGAGGGCUUUUGGACCGCCACCAGAGCUGCUGCAGCUGGAGGGGUGACGACCAUUGUGGACAUGCCCCUAAACAGCAUCCCUCCAACCACAACGCUUGACAAUUUUCAUGAGAAGCUGAAGGAAGCGACAGGGAAGUGUUUUGUGGACACUGCCUUCUGGGGAGGUGUGAUCCCUGGAAAUCAGCUUGAACUUCAGCCCAUGAUCCAGGCUGGUGUGGCUGGCUUCAAGUGUUUCCUCAUCCAUAGUGGCGUUGAUGAGUUCCCCCAUGUGGCUGACUGUGAUCUCCACACAGCUAUGAAGCAGCUGCAAGGCACAGGAAGUGUCCUGCUGUUUCAUGCAGAGAGAGAUGUUCAGGAAUCAACGGAGGACAAUGGUGACCCUUGCCAUUACUCCACCUUCUUGCAGUCCAGGCCAGAUGUAAUGGAGAUCGAAGCUAUUCGCUUAGUCACUGAACUCUGUCUGCAGUACCGGGUUCGAUGCCACAUCGUUCACUUGUCCUCUGCUAAACCCCUGAAACUGAUCCAGGAGGCCAGGCAGGCGGGGGCCCCCUUGACAGUGGAGACUACCCACCAUUACCUCAGCCUGUGUGCAGAAAACAUACCUGAAGGGGCCACGCAGUUUAAGUGCUGCCCUCCUAUCCGAGGCUCUAUAAACAGAGAGCAGUUAUGGUCUGCAGUGAAAGCUGGACAGAUUGACAUGGUGGUGUCUGAUCACUCCCCCUGUACACCUGAUCUGAAGAAACUCAGCAUUGGGGACUUCGCUCAGGCUUGGGGAGGGAUUUCAUCUUUACAGUUUGGCUUGCCUCUGUUCUGGAGUUCAGCCAGUCAGAGAGGCUUUCAGCUGCCUGAUGUUGUGAGGCUCCUCAGCCAAAAGACGGCCCAGCUGUGUAGCCUUGGCAACCGGAAGGGCAGCCUUGCGCCUGGCUUUGAUGCCGACUUGGUUAUAUGGGACCCAGAGAGAGAUUUUGUGAUUGAAGAAACAAGCAUACACCACAAAAACAAGCUGACUCCCUACCUGGGCUUCAGGCUGCAUGGAGUGGUGCGAGCCACCAUCCUGAGGGGACGACUGGUGUACAGAGAUGGCAGCUUCUGCCCAGAACCUCUGGGGAAACAUCUUCUCAUCCCUCAGAGGGAGAGUCAAGCCCAACUGUGAAGCAUGACAACUGGGUGUGACAAUAAACGUCACCAAAUUUCA